Molecule: messenger RNA, 3837 nt
Organism: Diorhabda carinulata
Lineage: Eukaryota; Metazoa; Arthropoda; Insecta; Coleoptera; Chrysomelidae
Product: NADPH oxidase 5
Exons: 19
Coding region: 124-3510 (1128 amino acids)
Biological process (GO): defense response; superoxide anion generation
Cellular component (GO): NADPH oxidase complex; plasma membrane
Molecular function (GO): superoxide-generating NAD(P)H oxidase activity; calcium ion binding
Source: RefSeq, a predicted model, not a curated record
UGUAUCGAAAAGGUAAACAACGAGGUAUCGGCGUCGAAACUAAGCGUCCAAGCGAUUAGUAGCGUAUCUGAUAAAAUAUCGGUGGAUGAGCGUCUUGCUUGGCGUCGGAAAUCUUUAGUGCCCAUGUCAAGUAUGGAAGAGGAAAACUUAAGGGAGCGAUUAAGGAUGGCGCAUUUAAAGAAAUGUCAGGAGAUAGUGUCUAAGGAGGAGAAGUAUUCUAGGGAGUCAUUCAGAAAAUUAUUUCAAAAUAAGGAGCUUUUGGAACAGUUAUUUAAAUUAUUCGAUCAGGACAGAGAUCAGUGUUUGGCGCAAGAAGAGUGGAUAGAAUUCUUAAAGCAGAGAUUAAUAAAUGAAACCCAAAUCGACUUUGCGGAACAACUAGAAAGCGUAGCGUAUUGUCUAUGUGGAGAGAAACCUAUCUACUUAGAGCACUUUUAUUUAAUUUUUUUAACAAAAGGGAUUGUGGAUAAAUUAUUUCGGUUAAUUGAUGAAGAAAACUCUGGGGUGAUACCUUCCGAAGCCAUAAUGGAGUUUUUAAGCACCGUAACUAAUUCCAGGCCUCGCACAGGCUUUGAUAAAAGUAGUAUAGACCGAUUGGAACAAUUAUUUAGACAGACCGUCGGACAAGGAAAAGAAAUUAAGAAGGAAGAUUUUAAAAACAUUGUCGUUUCAAAAAACCCUUUUUUCACAGAUAGAGUAUUUCAAAUCUUUGAUAAAGAUAAUUCGGGAUCAAUAUCAUUGCAAGAAUUUUUGGAUGCUAUGCAUCAAUUUGCUGGACAAACACCAGAUGAUAAAAUAAGAUUUCUGUUUAAAGUGUACGAUCUGGACGGUGAUGGGUUGAUACAACAUAGAGAGCUUCAGCACGUUAUGAGAGCUUGUAUGGAGGAGAACGGGAUGCAAUUCAGCGAAGAACAAAUCAGCGAUUUGACUAUGGCUAUGUUUGAAGACGCUGAUUCGAACAACAGAGGAGCUAUAACGUACGAAGCUCUAAAAAAUCAAUUAGAAAAGCACGGUGGACUUUUAGAAAAUUUGUCAAUCAGCAUUGAUCGUUGGUUAGUACCACCGCAAACCAAAAAUAAAAAGUCUUCGUUAUUGAAAAAGAUUAUGACUUGGAGACCAUAUUAUUUCACGAUUCCUUAUGUCAAAAACAACUACGUAUAUUUAACUUUCUUAUUAGGAUUCCUUCUAGUUAAUGCUGCUUUAUUUAUAUCCCGAUCAAUUGAAUAUUCAAGAUCAAAUUGGUAUACGAUAUUUGCCAGAGCAUGUGGUCAGUGUCUGAACUUCAACUGUACAUUUAUCUUAGUAUUGAUGUUGAGACAAACUAUAACAUUUUUGCGAACAAGAGGAUAUAGUUCAGUAUUGCCUUUAGAUCAACAUAUUUAUUUUCAUAAGUUAACUGGAAUGUUUAUUUUUGGAUAUAGCGUUAUACAUACUAUUAUGCAUGUUUGCAACUUCAGUUUGGUUGUAGUGAAUGAUGCUGUAAUAAAUGCUAAGAAUUUCACUACUUCUGAAUGGUUAUUAACCAGUAAGCCGGGUCUUUUCGGAUUAAUUAACGGCGUCGCUAACCCCACGGGAAUGGCGCUUAUGGUAAUACUUAUCGCCAUAGUUAUUAGUUCACAGGCGUUUGUAAGGAGAGGAGGAUGUUUCGAGGUAUUUUAUUACACGCAUCUCAUGUACGUACCAUUUUGGAUACUACUAAUUUUGCACGGUCCUAACUUCUGGAAAUGGUUCAUCAUACCAGGGAUAGCUUAUGGAUUAGAGAGAGCUUAUAGAUCUACUUUUAUAGUCACCGAGAGAGGCAAAACAUACAUUAGUUCGGGUUUACUUUUACCGUCAAAAGUCACCCAUUUAGUAAUCAAAAGACCAGUUAGUUUCGAUUUCCAUCCAGGCGAUUAUGUUUUUGUGAAAAUUCCUGCUAUUGCCAAAUAUGAAUGGCAUCCUUUUACAAUUAGUAGUGCGCCAGAACAAGAAGAUUACAUGUGGCUCCAUAUUAGAGGUGUAGGUCAAUGGACAAAUCGUUUAUAUGAAUAUUUUGAAAGAGAACAAGAAAAACUUCAUAAUGGUGAAAUUCCGGCUGCAAAUUCAUCUAAUACAGUGAAAAGAUUGUCUAAUGGUAGUAUUCAGAGUUGCAAGCAAAAUCCUUUAAAGAAAUUACACAAUACACUUACUAGAACGUUGUCCAAUGAGAAUCAAAAAACGGGAAUACAAUUAGUUGGUUUUACUAAUGGAACUUUUCAGAGUGACGAAGCUUGCAAGGAUUCCAAAACAGAAAUUGAGUUGAGUAAUAGAGCUACUUGCAGUACUUCAGAUCUGCCGCUUGCUAGAUCGAGGAAGUUAUCCUCCGAAAAAAGAUUACAUAGACUAUUGUUCACCAACAAAGCUCCUUUAGAAAAAUCUUUAUCAAUGCCUGAUAUGCAAACAAAAGCGAAAAAACGAGAAAGGAUGAUGGUGUUGAGGGAAUAUAUGAGAUCUGAAUCAGAAAAAAGUUUCAACGAAUGCCAAAUACGGAGAGCUAGAUUGAAAUCAUUAGGACUGGCGUAUUUAAGCCCCCAAAAUAAGAGUUUGGCUCAAAGUUUUCGAUACAUGCGAAAUAAACCAACAAUAAUAGCAUUCAAGACUCCAAGUUUAGAGGAUUGCGGAAAGAAAAAUUCUACAUCAUCCUUAAGUCAAAUGGUUCGGCAAAUUAGUCAGAAAAGUUUUACGUUCUCCCCAGAGAGGCAAGUAGAAGAGGGUCGAGUUGAGCUAACCUUCACAGAUUCUCAAUUUUCGCCCAAUCUAGGAUCAGUGAAACCUAUGAAUUAUCCUGUUGGAAAACCACUAGAGAAAGCAAGACCUAAUCUGUCUAAUGAAGUAGCAGAAGAUAUCCGUAUUGAAGUGUUGGAUAAAGAAGGAACACAGAUUUAUCUAGAUGGACCAUACGGAGCUCCAUCCAGUCAUAUUUUCCGAGCUCAACAUGCAGUUCUAAUAGCAACUGGUAUCGGCGUUACUCCUUUUGCUUCUAUACUCCAAUCUAUAAUGCAUAGAUAUUGGAAAGCCAGACAUACUUGUCCUAAAUGCAAGUUCUCGUGGGCUAGCGACAUACCAGCUACAGUAAUGAACCUCAGAAAGGUUGAUUUCUUCUGGAUAAACAGAGAUCAGAGGUCGUUUGAAUGGUUUGUAAAUCUACUAUCCCAACUAGAAAUUGAGCAAGCAGAGCUUGGGGGUGCUAUGGAACGAUUUUUGGAAAUGCAUAUGUACAUAACUAGUGCUUUACAAAAAACUGAUAUGAAGGCAGUUGGAUUGCAGCUCGCUUUGGACUUAUUACAUGAAAAGGAAAAACGAGAUUUAAUAACAGGACUUAAGACUCGAACUAAUGCUGGUCGACCUAAUUGGGAUAAAGUUUUUAAGCAAAUCUUGGAUCAGAAAAAAGGAAAAGUUACCUUAUUUUAUUGUGGACCACCCCAAUUGGCAAGGAUUUUACGUGUAAAGUGUGAUCAAUUUGGUUUUAAUUUUAGAAAAGAAGUGUUUUAAUAAUUGUGUAGAUAAAGUUAUGUUUGUAAAGUAUUUAUUCUAAUUUUAAGAACUGCUACAUUAUCUUGCCAGAAACCAUUAAUAUGUAGUAGGUAAAGAAGUUUUCAACAAGAAUUGAUUAAAAAAAUCAUUCAAAUUUUUUCAAAAUCAGUAGUUUCAUAAUUAUUUUCAUUAAUAUUGUGAUUCAACUGAAGCUUUUGGGCAAUUAUUUUAUUUAUAAUUCUUUAAUUCCUUCUAAUUCCUGCAUUCAAUUCAAUUUGUAGCCUUCCAUUAUCAUGAAUUCAUCCUAUAGCAAUCCCCUUAUCAUCAAUUCAAUUGUUCAACUUU